AUGGCAAGAUACUGCUGGUGUGAAGAGGUGAAGUGGAGGUGGUUUGUGGAGGACAGACAAUCGCAGGGGAUGGAUUCGUUCAGGCAUGGUCCCUCGCCACUGUACAUUACCACAGGGUUGUUUGUUGGUGGUGUUGGUUUUGUGCCUGACACGGCGGUGAUUGUUUGGCUGGUGAAAUUUGUAUUCGAAGUUAUUGACCUCCUUGCGGCUGUGUGCCCCUUGAUGCCUCUGUUGCCUCGUGAGGGCGGCAAUCCAGCGCUCAGUGGAUUGGCGUGUCCAUCAUCAGGCGCGAGACAACAGCGCGUGCGCGUGCUGCUUCCAGCAAGCUGCUGCAUGUGCACAGCUGAGCGCAUGUGUGCACCGCUGCUUCCAAACACACCUGCCAACCAACCCGAUAUAUUGUGA
Ostreobium quekettii is the source of this 405-nucleotide messenger RNA. The record is from the annotation of a GenBank genome assembly. Lineage: Eukaryota; Viridiplantae; Chlorophyta; Ulvophyceae; Bryopsidales; Ostreobiaceae.